Molecule: messenger RNA, 1425 nt
Organism: Suncus etruscus (white-toothed pygmy shrew)
Lineage: Eukaryota; Metazoa; Chordata; Mammalia; Eulipotyphla; Soricidae
Gene: UNC93A
Product: unc-93 homolog A
Source: RefSeq, a predicted model, not a curated record
AUGGACCGGAACUUGAAGAACAUCCUGGUGGUCUCCUUCGGGUUCCUGCUCCUGUUCACCGCCUACGGUGGGCUGCAGAGCCUGCAGAGCAGCCUGAACAGUGAGCAGGGUCUUGGCGUGGCAGCCCUCAGCACACUCUAUGGCGGGGUCCUGCUGUCAUCCAUGUUCCUGCCACCGCUACUCAUCCAGAAGCUGGGCUGCAGGUGGACCAUCGUCAUCUCCAUGUGUUGCUACGUGGCCUUCUCCCUGGGCAACUUCUAUGCCAGCUGGUACACCCUGGUCCCCACAUCCAAACUGGGGUUGGGGGCCGCGCUCUAAUGGUCAGCUCAGAGCACCUACCUCACCAUCACGGGGAACAGGCAGGCGGAGAAGGAUGGCCAUGCAGGCAAGGACGUGGUCACUCAUUACUUCGGCAUCUUCUUCCUCAUCUUCCAGUUCGGGGUCUGGGGCAAUCUCAUCUCAUCCCUGGUGUUUGGUCAGACGCCCACCCAAGAGGCCAUCCCUGAAGAGCACCUGCUGACCUGUGGGGCUGCCGACUGCCAGGCUUCGGAAUCCAGUGCCAACAUCACCCAGCGCCCAUCCCAGGAGCUCAUCUACACCCUGGUGGGCAUCUACACAGGAAGCGGUGUCUUGGCAGUGCUCCUGGUGGCAGUGCUCCUGGAGCCUGUGCGAGAGGUGGCCCGAGGGGGCCUGAGCCCGGCUGCCCCUCUCUGCACCACACUGCUGGCCACCUUCCGACUAUUCAGGGACAAGCGCCUGUGCCUGCUGGUGUUGCUGCCCCUGCUCCAACCUGUGUUCUUCUCCCUGCAGUCCUAUGUCACGUGUGCACUGGGCAUCCAGUUUGUGGGCUAUGUGAUGAUGUGCUUCGCGGCCACCGACUCCCUGUGCUCCCUGCUCUGCGGCAGGCUGGCUCGGUACACGGGUCGCCCCAUGCUCUACGCGCUGGGUGCCAUCACCAACUUCUCCUGCAUCAUCGCCCUCCUGCUGUGGAGGCCGCAUCCAGCGCAGCUGCCGCUCUUCUUCAUCUUCCCAGGCCUCUGGGGUUUGGCUGACGCUGUGUGGCAGACUCAGAACAAUGCUCUUUUUGGGGUUCUGUUUGAGAAGAACAAGGAGGCCCGCCUUUGCAAUUAUCGCCUGUGGGAGGCUCUGUGCUUUGUGGUGGCCUUUGGCUACAGCACAUUCUUGUGCGUGUCCAUCAAGUUGUACAUCCUCCUGGGGGGUGCUGCUGGCCGCCAUGCUGGGCUACGGGGAAAAGUGUCUUCCAGGGCUGUGGACCGAGCAAGACUCAGUGACGUGUGCCCAAGGCCAGUGUCCAUAGAACAUGCCAAAGCUCAGGUCAUGGAAGCAUUGUCCCAGCCCUUCUGGGACUCUAAGGAGCAUUCCUACAUGGGCAGCAGGGAAGUUGGCUGGUCACAGCACCCCUAG